CUUAACACCAAACAAGAUCCCUCUUCCAAGCCCCAAUGGUUUCUUCUCCCAUGGUUUCCUCGCGCACCAACCACAUGGCCUCCUCCUCCUCCUCCACCCCCAAUGGCGGGUGCUAGGCGGUGGCGCCCCCCCCCCCCCCCCCUGAGAAGUUCGGUCGCACCAGCUAGCUCUCGUCGCCUGACCCGCGCCUGUUCCGCUCGAAGUAACCACGGUCCGACGCGUGCCCCUGGCGAACCGAGAGGCGGCUGCGGCGGCGUCUUCACCGGCUACGGCGCCGGCGAGGGUGGCGCGUCUCACUGGCAGGCUGUGAUCUGACAAUCUGUAGAUGUGAGAUUUUUCUUACUUAACUGAGCGACAGUGAAACGGAGACCGGUUAGCGUUGUUCGUGAAAUCUGUUGGUUCAUGGGAAGUCAGACAAUGGCAUCACAGGCUGGGGGAGGAGCAGGUGGGUGCGGAAGCCGCGGUGCCGGCACGGCGCAACGGGGGCAGAUGCAGAACCUGGCAAGACAAGGGUCUUUGUAUAGCCUUACCCUUGAUGAGGUGCAGAGCCAUUUGGGAGAACCCUUGCAUAGCAUGAACCUUGAUGAGCUGCUGAAGAGUGUCUUUCUUGAUGGUCUGGACCCUGAUGGUGCCGCCACCAGCCAGUAUGAGCCGAGUUUGGGCCUCUUGCGACAGGGGAGCAUUACAAUGCCACCUGAGCUCAGCAAGAAGACUGUGGAUGAGGUGUGGAAGGGCAUCCAGGAUGCCCCUGAGAGAAAUGUCGAGGAGGGUGGUCGGCGGAGGCAGGAGCGGCAGCCGACACUUGGGGAGAUGACGCUUGAGGAUUUCUUGGUGAAAGCUGGGGUCGUCACUGGAGGAUAUCCGAAGGACUUGAACGACUUUGGCAAUGUGGAUCAGGUUGGGAGUGCUGGGGUUGCCCAAUUGACAACUGGGGCACAGUGGUUAGACCGCUAUCAGCAGCAGAUUACAGCUAUGGAGCCUCAUAAGCACGGGCAACAGAGUAUCCCAGGUGCUUAUAUGCCGAGUGGGUUGGCCCUUCAGCCACUGAAUGUUGGGCCGGGUGCUAUUCUGGAAUCAGCCUACUCUGAUGGCCACAUUACCUCACCAAUGAUGGGUGCACUUUCGGAUUCUCUGACACCUGGUAGGAAGCGUGGUGUCUCAGGAGAUGUAGCAGAUAAGUUGAUGGAGAGAAGGCAGAAGAGGAUGAUCAAGAAUAGGGAGUCAGCUGCUCGUUCAAGGGCUAGGAAGCAGGCCUACACUAAUGAACUUGAAAACAAGGUAUCUCGUUUAGAAGAGGAAAAUGAGAGGCUAAAGAGGCAAAAGGAGUUGGAGAAAAUACUCUUCUCUGCACCUCUACCUGAUCCCAAGUAUCAAAUCAGGAGAACAGGCUCAGCGGCUUUCUGAUAAUGUCCAGAAUAUCUUGUUGUGUAGAUUUUUAAGUGCCGUGGCUUGUAAGUUUUGCCUGUUUGGUUUAGAAUCAUUUGCUAGCUUGGGAGUUUUUGGCUUAUCCUAGCUCAAUGAUCUGCUCUCUCUCUAGAUUAGCAGGAGCCUAGUAUGUGCUGUGUGAGCACGGCCCUUCCGAGGCCUUGCUACUAGCCUAGUAUGUAAAUCUGCAGGACACAUUUAGAUGCUCAUAGCUUUGUUUACAUGGUGACUUACCCUGCUCUUCUAUGUGUAUUAUUCUGUUCUUGCGAAAACUUGCAUUCUGCCAGAUGGAUACAUAUAAAUAUGAGCAGUAUGGAACUUUA
Messenger RNA from Phragmites australis (common reed), 1748 nucleotides. RefSeq names its product ABSCISIC ACID-INSENSITIVE 5-like protein 2. The record is from RefSeq and is a predicted model, not a curated record. Gene Ontology annotation, biological process: positive regulation of DNA-templated transcription. Lineage: Eukaryota; Viridiplantae; Streptophyta; Magnoliopsida; Poales; Poaceae. Gene Ontology annotation, molecular function: DNA-binding transcription factor activity. The coding region runs from base 403 to 1404 and encodes 333 amino acids. Gene Ontology annotation, cellular component: nucleus. The transcript is spliced from 4 exons.